This is a messenger RNA of Aphanomyces astaci, 1107 nucleotides long. RefSeq lists its product as hypothetical. The annotation marks the transcript as partial. Gene Ontology annotation, molecular function: DNA binding. The transcript has 2 exons. Gene Ontology annotation, biological process: DNA integration; DNA recombination. The record is from RefSeq and is a predicted model, not a curated record. NCBI's taxonomy places the organism in Eukaryota, Oomycota, Saprolegniomycetes, Saprolegniales, Verrucalvaceae.
AUGACUCCAACCCGGCAGCCGACGGUCCCAUCGAAGAAGACAACCCAGGAGUCUUUUCACGGUGCAUCUACUCGACGCGCCUACACCACGUAUCAAAAACAAUUCGAGAUGUUUCUGCAAACACAGAAAGGCGGCAUUGACCCUACCACGUCUGGGACUGAGGAGUGUACAGACUUCUUUCACUACCUGUACAGCCAGGGCAAGAAGGCGAGGACCAUCGACUUGGCCAAGUCAGCCCUUGUUGCCUACUUCAACGCCAGACGAGUGGCGCCGAACCCAGCACAGGACACAACUGCGCGCCACUACAUCGUUGGCCUUCAGAAGUACAACAAGCAGAACAAUGUGGACGAGGAAAAGAAGGCGCACCCGCUCACCGUGCAGGAGCUCUCAACACUUGUCAACGCAUUGGCCAAUCUGCACCCGUUCUUGGGCUCGAUGCUGCGAUUUCUCUUGGCUGUGAGCUUUCUCGGUUGCUUCCGCAUGAGUGAAGUACUUGCCCUACGGUGGAAUGAUGUGCAAAUCGUGUCGGAUCAAAUCGGAAGGUACCUAUCGGUACGACUGCGGUGGCACAAGAAGGCCGGUGUCGAGGAAGACUGUCAAGUGUAUCACCUUGUUGACGAAACUUCAUUCCCAUGCCUUCUCGUGUGUGGCUUCCACGACGACUAUACUGCCAAGCUGCGGGCUUACUGUGUGAACUUGACAAGCACCGCCUUUGUGUUUCCAAAUGUUGUAAUGCAGCACAAUGGGGUGCCAAGGGUUGAGUGGUACCGUGGCCUGGAGCAAGCCAAUUUGCGCAAGUGGUUGGCCUUCGCCGUGGGGGGGUCGUUUUACCGUGUGUUCGAAUCAAGGGAGCGCCGCUUCAAUUUCCGUGAGCUCAUGGCGUGGUGUCGUUGGACGGACGCAAAGACCUGUUGUGAGUACCUCGUGACUCAGAGCAUUAGCAAUGACAUCGAUCCUCGUAACCUGUUUCGUACCCCCAAGUUUCAGCAUUCGACGCAGUGGCCAGAGCUUGGGGCUGUUGGCUUGCCGUUCACCGUGGAUGCUGUUGGGCAGGCGUUGGCAAAGGCCUUGCAAGAGCACACUGUGGGCAGACAUGCACCUACGAAA